GAGUGUAGUUUGAACUGCACUCGGUUCUCUCUUCCUUUACAUGAUUUGACGUUUUCACGUUAGCUCGACAGCGUGAUUGCAGAUUCGCGUAUCGACAAACAUGGCGCGCGGCAGCAGUGCUGGCUUCGACAGGCACAUCACGAUCUUUUCGCCGGAGGGCCGGCUCUACCAAGUGGAAUAUGCCUUCAAGGCCAUCAACCAGGGUGGCCUCACGUCCGUGGCCGUCAAGGGUGUCGAUACUGCGGUCUUCGCGACACAGAAGAAAGUGCCAGACAAGUUACUCGAUGCAUCCAGCGUCACUCAUGUGUUUCCCCUGACCGAAUAUAUCGGUUGCGUUAUGACGGGUAUGAUAGCCGAUAGUAGAUCCCAAGUUCAACGUGCUCGCUAUGAAGCUGCUCACUUCAAGUACAAGUACGGCUAUGAGAUACCUGUGGACGCCUUGUGCCAGCGCGUCGCCGACAUCAGUCAGGUGUACACACAGAACGCGGAGAUGCGGCCGCUAGGAUGCUCCAUGAUGCUCAUUGCGUACGACAAAGAGAAGGGCCCGUGUAUCUACAAGGCCGAUCCAGCCGGAUACUUCUGUGGCUACAGAGCUAUCUCCGUGGGCGCGAAACAAACGGAGGCGAAUUCCUACCUUGAGAAGAAGUUGAAGAAGAAGCAGAAUUACGAUUUUGACGAAACCAUACAAUUGGCAAUCACUUGCCUAUCUACCGUCUUGUCCGUAGAUUUUAAACCGACCGAGAUCGAGGUUGGAGUAGUAGCCAAGGAUAACCCUAAAUUCCGUGUCCUGACCGAGCAAGAGAUAGAUAAGCAUUUAACCGCGAUCGCGGAGAAGGAUUGAUAAUCUUGUAUACAGUUCGCAAUAAAUCACAAAACGUUCUGCUUAA
Dinoponera quadriceps is the source of this 887-nucleotide messenger RNA. RefSeq names its product proteasome subunit alpha type-6-like. Gene Ontology annotation, biological process: ubiquitin-dependent protein catabolic process. The transcript is spliced from 5 exons. Bases 101 to 841 code for a protein of 246 amino acids. NCBI's taxonomy places the organism in Eukaryota, Metazoa, Arthropoda, Insecta, Hymenoptera, Formicidae. The record is from RefSeq and is a predicted model, not a curated record. Gene Ontology annotation, cellular component: proteasome core complex, alpha-subunit complex; proteasome core complex; cytosol.